UUGGCUGGUUCGAAAUGGACCGGUCUUUUUAAACGUUAACCUCUCAGCCCGACGGUUGCGUUUUAAUACUGUGAUACUGAGGAAUAGAUUAACACGAGAAGCUGUUGGAGAGACGUGAUUAUGGCCGACACGGACUCUGGGGAGACUUCUGGGCGCUACGACUUUGACGCUCCGUCUCAUGUUGUGGACUUCAAGGAGCUUUUAGAUGCAGAAACCGACGACCAUUGGUUUGACGUACAUGCUGACGGAGCAGGUCCUCAACUUCUCACCCCUGCAAGACCAGACCAGCAGUUCAUGGAGGCUGAUCGUUCUGGAGCUUAUGGGGAUAAAGUUGAGAAAGAUGUGGAAUCUGGUCAAAGCCAAGCUAAACGUGUCCCGUCAAACGAGGAGACCCAAAAAUCAGGCCAGGCGAAAAGAGAGCCUGUCAAAGAACGCAGGAUUUCAAAACGUAAAGAGGGGAGCUGCAGUACAAAUGUUCCUCCUUUAAAGAAACCAAAAGGGCUGAGUAGCUCUGAGGAGCUGGAGUUGGAACGCAUCAAGAGCCUGCAGAGGGAAGUCGCUCUGCAUCGGAGGAAAAACGAGGCCAGCUACAAAGCUGCUCUGGCUGGCAAUCCACCACCAAAGAAGAUGUUGAUGUCUGUAACUGUGCCUAAAGACUUCCGCUUCAACACAGACUCCCGCAUUAAAGCACCUGCCUCAUCAAAUGCCUCGCAGAAGGAGGUGGAUUUCAUCAGUCAGCUACGACAGCCCUCCUCCCCUGCCAAGGCGAGGAAAGGAGCCACGGUGCCCAAACCGUUCAACCUGUCAGCAGGCCACAAGAACUGUAAGGAGGGGCCUGGUGUCUAUGUUUCGAUGGCUCAGCAGAUAGAGCAGUUCCAGAAGAGGACCCCCACCCGCUACCACCUGCGCAGCCGCAGGACUCAAGAGAGAGGGCCGUCUCCGCUGAAGGGUCAGCACCUGCACCUCACCCAGCCUCACUCCCCCCAGCUGAUGACCCGAAAGAGAAGCCGCCAACCUUCUGUGAAGAGCAGUGCAGAGCUGGAGGCAGAAGAGUUGGAGAAACUUCAGAAGUUUAAAAUCAAAGCCCUGGAGCUGAACAAGAGGAUUUUGGAAGGCCCUGAGGAACUGAGGAAGCCAGCAGUGAAGGAGCCCACGGUACCUGAAGGAUUUGAGCUGGAGAUAGAGAAACGACUUCAGGAGAGACAGCUGAACAAGAAGUCGCAGGAUGAGGAGAAGCCCCCCAGUUUCAAAGCAAACCCCCUGCCCAAGAAGGUCCUGGAUGGUGUCGUGGGCUUACCUGAGAAGAAGGUAAUGUAUCCGACUGUACCAGAGUCUCCAGCAUUUGCCCUGAAGAAGAGGGUUCGUAUGGAGCGAAAGGUUGAGGAGGUAAAGCCACCCUCACCGGUCAAAGCCGUCUCCGUCCCCCACUUUGGGAUUCCAUUCCAGCCGCAGCUCCCCGAGAGCCACCAGGUGGAGGUCUGUCCCUUCUCGUUUGAGCAGAGGGACAAGGAGAGACAGGCUCUUAAGGAGAAGAGGCUGGAAGAGUUGCAAAACGAAGAGGUGCCCCACUUCAAGGCCCAGCCACUGCCAGACUUCAAUGCAGUGGUCCUCCCUGAGAAGAAGAAGCUGGAGCCCACCAAGCCCGAACCCUUCAGGCUCCACAUCGACGAGCGAGGAGCAGGCAGGCACAGGCAGUGGGAGCAGAUGGUGAAGGAGGAGCAGAAGCAGCAGGAGGAGGCGGCUACGUUCAAAGCCAGGCCCAACACAGUCACUCACAAAGAACCAUUUCGACCAAAGAAGGAGAACCGGACAUCAGUGGCGGUGGAGCCCUUCCAGUUGGCCACAGAGCGCAGAGCCCAAGAGUGGCAGGAGUACGAGCGUCUGAUUGGUGAAAAAGAGGUGCUGAGGGCGCGCAUGGAGGCAGAGCAGAGGCUGGAGGAAGAGCAGAGAGAGAGGGACGAGAUUGCCAGGCUGCGACAAGAACAAGUCCACAAAGCUCAGCCCGUCAGACACUAUAAACCUGUCGCUGUGAAGAAGAGUGACGUUCCUCUUACAGUCCCAGAGUCGCCAAACUUCUCCAAACGCUUCCGGUAACAAGCAGCAAGAUCCCUUUUACAGAAACAUCCUUAAAUGUGUUUUCAGUUUUUAACUGUUGUAAUGAGGUGCCUGAAGACCGCUUUUGUUUAUAGUUUGACUUGAUCUCAGCUUCAGCUGGCGAUUAAUUUUUCUCAUAUCUUGAGUUUCUAGUGAGUUUCUUGGCAAAAUUUGUUUUUUUUUUGUUUUUUUUAGGUUUUUAAAGGGUGGGCAUAAACUUCCACAUGUAGUACAUUCCUGUAAUAAAACUUUUAUUUGAAAUCCUAGCCUGUCACUGAAUCCAGAACACAAAACUGGCAAAAAAUUAUUUGGUGUUCCAUCUCAACAUUGAUGUUCUUGUGUGGCUUCUCACAAUUAUGCAAAUGACUACGCAUUAAACACGUGACUAUAAUUCAACCUUUACUCUCCUCAGGCUCAAAACAAACAGUGCUGAGUGCAAUUUGGCAUCAAAACAUGUUGCUGUCCAGCAACAAACCUGAGCUUGGUAACGGCCAUGCAGCUCACAUCUGCUUGUUUGUGGUGCAAAAUUCAGACUCUGGUCUCAGGUCAAGAAGCUUAAUAAAUAAAUCAAGUACUCUUCAUGUUUUGCAUAUUUCCCUAAUUUAAGAUGGCUGAUUAGUUCAACUUGUUAAUCAGUUGAACUUGUUUUCUUGAAGCAGGGAAAGAUCUAAAACAUGCAGAGCAGUGUGCCUUCAUGACUGAAGUUGGGAAAUGCAACUCUAUGAUACACAUUACUUAAAAUGUAAGAAAGCUGAAUUAAAUGCUGCUUGAAUUUAGCAGUCUGACAAUUGAAGGGUAAAAACCCUUUGAGUCUGGUGCUCUUGCUGUGGAUGCUCCUCAGCCCUUUCCCUGAGGGAAGGGGUUGGAAGACGAUGGGUGGAGUGGAAGGAAAAAGGUCCACUAGCCACAGGAAUAGCCACAACCGUGAGGAUAGUCUAGCAAAGAAUUUGCACAAGAACUAAGGGGAGCUUCACAAGGAGAAGCCUGAGGCUGCAGUAAGAACAUUAAGAGCCUCUAUGCCUGAACGAUUUGCAUUUUAUUUGGAAAUUGGAGUCUGAAGGAAGAGUAGAGAGAAUUGACGUUGCUUGAAGUUUCCAUAACCAGUGACGGUUGGGCUGCCAUCUCCUGGUUCUGGUUCUCCCAUUCAGUCGGGUUUUUUUCCCACAGACUCUAACAGGUCAAUGCCAUAGUUGCACUAACUCAGUAUAGUCUUUCUCUUUUAUGAAAACAUUGUGUGUGUACUUUAAAAACUGAUUCUGAUUUUAACUGUAAGUUGCAAUCUUACAAGAAAUAGUCUAGGGAUAUUUCACUGUGCAGUGAACCUUUACAAAUGUCCCUUUAUGAAAUAAGUGAAAAUGCUUGUUUGUAUUUUUAUUUUUUUUUGUUAAAAAUAAAUGCAUUUAAAAAAAA
Molecule: messenger RNA, 3504 nt
Organism: Poecilia reticulata (guppy)
Lineage: Eukaryota; Metazoa; Chordata; Actinopteri; Cyprinodontiformes; Poeciliidae
Gene: tpx2
Product: TPX2 microtubule nucleation factor
Biological process (GO): activation of protein kinase activity; regulation of mitotic spindle organization
Cellular component (GO): microtubule; spindle
Source: RefSeq, a predicted model, not a curated record